AUGAGCACCCACGCUUACGCUCAGGGACGCAGCGGCGAUGGCGGCCAGGCCAAGUUCCCGUCUGCCCUCUCCCUCCUCACCGCGCGAUAACGACCAUGAGCGGCGAAGAGGAGCGCCUGCUCGCCACCAAGACGCAAUACGGGGCCCUCUCAUCGGAUGCCUCUCCCCACGGUGCUGCAGUCGACAGAAGCGAGGGAAACACAUCGGGUGAAUCGUUCGAUGCUGUGCCGCAGGAGCGGCGACAGCUAGGACUGACGACCGCGACAUUUCUCGUCUUCAAUCGCGUCAUUGGGACAGGAAUCUUCGCGACGCCCAGCGUUAUCUUGCUGUCCGCGGGAAGCGUCGGCGUCGCGAUGCUGAUGUGGGUGCUCGGGGCGCUCAUCGCGGCGGCGGGGACCACGGUCUAUGUAGAACUGGGCACGGGUCUACCGAGGAGCGGCGGCGAGAAAAACUACUUGGAGUACAUCUAUCGCCGACCGCAGUUCAUGGUUAGCUGCACUUACGGCGUCUACACGCUUAUUACUGGAUCCAGUGCGACGAACGGGAUCGUCUUCGGCGAAUACUUCAUCCACUCCCUCGGGCUCGAAGCGACACCGUUUAGGACUCGUCUGACGGCGAUCGUCUGUCUUACAUUCAGUUUAUCGAUGAUCGGCGUGUUCCACAAGACUGGCGUGCGACUGCUCAACAUCCUCGGGCUUUUCAAGUUCGGUAUCCUCGCGGGCAUCGCUGCCUUGGGAAUGCUCUCCCUCGUUGGCGUCCCUGGCUUCGCAGUGCGUAACGGUUAUGAGAAACCAGACAACUUCGCAAGCUGGGAGCGCGUGUGGUCGGGCAGCCGAGCGGAUGCCAAUGCUCUCGUUACGGGAUUGUAUAACGUGAUCUGGUCUUUCAUAGGGUACUCGAAUGCCAACUACGCUCUCUCUGAGAUCAAGGAUCCGGUCAAGACGAUUAAGCGGGCAGCCCCACUGGCGAUCAUCUCUGUCACGAUUGUCUACAUGCUGGUCAAUAUCGCGUACUUUGGAGUCGUCUCGAAGAACGACAUCCUCAGUAGUCGGCAGAUUGUUGCGGCACUUUUCUUCCGCAAUCUAUUCGGCCCCGCUACAGAACAGGCGCUGAGCUUCUGCAUCGCGCUUUCAUCGCUGGGCAACAUCCUGUCGGUUUCAUUCACCCAGGGCAGAGUGAUCCAAGAGCUCGGACGCGAGGGCGUGUUUCCUUUCGCCACAUUCUUCUCGAGCAACAAACCCUUCGGGGCGCCGUUGGCCGGGUUGAGCUUGCUGUACUUGCUUUCAGUUGCCCUGGUGAUCGCGCCACCGCCCGGGGACGCAUAUCUAUUCCUGCUGAGCAUGUCCUCCUACUCGCUCACCAUCAUCAACACCCUGGUCUCGUUUGGUCUGCUGCUGCUGCACACCAAAGGCUAUGCCAGCUUGAGCUGGAACCCCCCGUUCCAGGCCCCACGCUGGGUCGUCGUCGCGUUCUUCCUCUCGAACGUGUUCCUAGCCGUCACGCCGCUGAUUCCGCCGACCAAGGGCGGCCGCACGUUUGAGCGGGUACCGUACUACAUGUACGUCCUAGUCACCAUCGGUGUGUCCCAGCUCGGUGUGCUGUAUUGGGCGUUCUGGGCCAAAUGGCUGCCCCAGAGAGGUGGCUACGAGCUCAAGCGGGAGUGGCAGGUGCAGGACGAUGGGGUGUCGCGAUUCGUGUUUGUCAAAGUGCCUAAGAACUGAAAGCACCUGAUGUAAAUUAGAGACACGGAUUGGCCGCUAAUAAACAGGCCGACCCUUGUGAUAUAUACAGUUCAAUGUCCAAGUCUCUACUAUGAUCUGCGGACUACAAGCGUUCCUCAGUUUCUUCACAUUCGCGAUGAAUCACCUCAGAGUCGCCUGGCGGUACAGCUCAAUCAUUCAUGCUCUUCUCCGACGACCAUGAUGCGAUCCAAGCAGAGUCGCAAGUGCUGCUUCAUUCUAUACGGUGGGCAGCCCACAGUGAAAGCAUUCGCACAGCGGCUCGAUCAUGUGUGCUGUCUGCUACUGGCAUGUGUUGGGAGGGAGGUCUACAUGCACAAAACGUGCGUACUACACACAAAAAGGCCCCAAGAUACCUGUGCGCGUCCAGGCAGCACACCGACCGAAACCCCGUAUACAGUACAUUACAUGAAUAGAUCGAGC
Messenger RNA from Mycena citricolor, 2162 nucleotides. The record is from the annotation of a GenBank genome assembly. NCBI's taxonomy places the organism in Eukaryota, Fungi, Basidiomycota, Agaricomycetes, Agaricales, Mycenaceae.